Molecule: messenger RNA, 1953 nt
Organism: Enhydra lutris kenyoni (northern sea otter)
Lineage: Eukaryota; Metazoa; Chordata; Mammalia; Carnivora; Mustelidae
Product: cilia and flagella associated protein 99
Exons: 15
Coding region: 1-1953 (650 amino acids)
Source: RefSeq, a predicted model, not a curated record
AUGGCCUACUAUGGAAAAUGCAUUGAAACUGUCAUUGAGCAAUUGAACAAAUUUCAGCCUGAGAAGGACAGUCCUGAGCAGUUCCUGGAGGCAACGUCCACAGCCCUACAGACUCUGAGCCCCCAGAAGCAGGCAUUCAUUUUGGAGCUGCUGUCUGGGUGCCUCGAGUACCGGAAGCUGCUGGCCGUGGUGGUGGACGCCUUCUACGUGCGGGCUGGCUGGUUGUGCCCACGGGCCGACUACAGCCUCUUCCAGGUGAUCUGCUACCUGGCCAUGUUCCAGCUGCAGGAGCUUGGCUUUCAGCUCUUCUGUGACAUCGUGAGGGCCCAGCCCGUGGACAAAAUGCACAAGUUCCUCGGGUUCUUCUUCAACCCCUUAAACCUGUGCUCAUGGAUCAAGGAUGAGUGGAGCCUCAUCUAUGAGACCGCCCAUGUGAGAGAGAACUGGAUCGACCCCCUGAUGAGAUGGCAGCCGGAGGUCCAGGAGCUGAUCCACCAGCUGGAGGAAGUGAUGGCCAAUCAGCUCCCUCGUUCAAAGACCAAGGCCAGGGUCACAGAGCCCAAGGAGUUCAACCUGACUGUCCCCCGGCCCCGCGCCAUUCCGGUCCCCGAGCCAGUCCCUGUCGUGGCCAAGUCAAAACCAGUCCCCAGGAGCACCUACCAGCCACCCAAGGAGCAGCAGCUGUUGGAGAUGGCCAAGAGGUUUAAUCGCUGGAAGGCCGAGGAGCUGCUGCUGCAGGCAAACAUUGAGGAGAUGCGGUGUGCGGUGCCCCGGUCCCAGGGGGAGCCUCCGAUGCAGGCCUCUAAGAAGAAGCUGCAGCUCCGGCUCAUGCCCCAAAUCAUGAAGACCUCAAAGCUGACCUUCUACGAGCCCAGUGAGGUCCCGGUCAAGCUGAACACAGCUGCCAUCCUCCGAGAAGGGUCUCUGUACCAGCGGCAGGUGGAGAAAGAGCUGCAGAGGGUGGAUCAGCUUGUGGACGGGGCCGGGGACUUCUCUGAGUUCCUCGAGUGGCAAAAGAAGAUGCAGGCAAAGGACCGGGAGGAGGAGCUGACUGCGGGCGAGUGCCGGCGGCUGCUGGGCAAGCUGAGCCGUGAGGAGGCCAUCCUGGCCCGGCAGCACGUCACGCAGGAGAACAAGCAGAAGGCCAACCAGAAGAAGGAGGAGACGGCGGAGCUGCUGCAGCAGUGCGCUGAGAGGCGCCUCCAGGAGGAAAAGUCCAUGAAGGAGCUGGUGGAGCAGGUGACAGAGGCGCAGAAGAACGUCAAGCUGGUGCAGAUGAAGCUCCUGAAGGACCGGAGGCAGACAGUUCAGGAGGUGAUGGAGGAGAGCCGGGAGCUGCUGCAGCGCAGCGCAGAGACAGCCAAGGAGGAGCAGAAGCGGCGCUGUGAGCUCAUCUCCCAACUUCGAGCCCUGGAGACCCAGCCUAUGCGCAAGGGCAAGCUCGUGGACCUGACCCAGAUCCCUGGGUAUGGCCUGGAAGGGGAGAUGUCUGUGGUGGAGCUUCGAGAGCGGCUGGCCCUGCUCAAGGAGAGCCAGCGGCGAGAGGAGGAAGAGAAGCGAGACCAGAUCAUCCAGGGCAAGCGCGCGAGAAGCCAGGACCUGCAGAAUAGGGUGGAGCAGAUCUCGCUGUGCCGAGCAGCCAUGGGCAGGUCUGCCGCCCUGAGGUGGGAGGAGAAGAAAGCCCGCUCUGCUGCCCCGGGGGUGCCCUCCCAGGACGAGCGCGUGCUGGAGCUGCAGCGCAAGGUCGAGGAGAAGGUGGCGGAGCGCCGCCGCAAGCAGGCAACCCUGAAGCCGGUGCCGGCGCCGGCGCCGCGCCCCGCGUGCACUAAGGCAUGGGCGCACCUGGAGGAGCAGCACUGGCGGGAUCUGCAGCAAAGCCGCGAGCGCCGGCUGCGAGCGCUGCAGCAGAGCACCUCGGCCGCCGGGCACGGGCGCCGCCUGGAGGCCGCCUGA